Homarus americanus (American lobster) is the source of this 964-nucleotide messenger RNA. RefSeq names its product proteasome subunit beta type-1-like. The coding region runs from base 104 to 799 and encodes 231 amino acids. Gene Ontology annotation, cellular component: proteasome core complex. The transcript is spliced from 5 exons. NCBI's taxonomy places the organism in Eukaryota, Metazoa, Arthropoda, Malacostraca, Decapoda, Nephropidae. The record is from RefSeq and is a predicted model, not a curated record.
CACAGCAUUACUUGGUGUGUAUCAUUAGAGGAAGAGCGGCGAGUGACUCUGCCACAGACUUGUUUCAUACCAAGUGAAUUAAGAGACUAAAGAAGUGUUAAGCAUGUCCUUGGAGGUAAUGAGCAGCCCAGACUACAUGCGAGACCCCAGGAAGCACCAUUUCUACCCUUACGCUGACAAUGGCGGCACAUCUGUGGCCAUCGCCGGUGACGACUUUGUGAUGAUAGCCAGCGACACCCGAUUGUCUCGGGGCUUCAACAUAUUUUCGCGUGACCAGGGGAAAGUGUUCGGGUUGACCCCCACGACCAUGAUGGCCUCGUCAGGUUGCUGGGCCGAUGUGCUCACCCUCAAUAAGGUGUUACAGGCCAGACUUACGAUGUACUCUCAUGAACACCAUGACCAAAUGUCAACCACAGCCGUUGCCCAGCUGUUGUCAACGAUGCUUUAUUGGAGGAGAUUUUUCCCAUAUUAUGUCUCCAAUAUACUGGCAGGCAUUGAUGAAGAGGGUAAGGGUGUGGUGUACCAUUACGACCCUGUUGGACACAUGGAAAAACUGACGUUCAGUGCCACUGGUGCAUCAGUGUCACAGAUUCAACCCCUGUUAGACAACCAGAUUGGAGGACUAAACAUGCUGGAUGUUCAACCUCCCAAAAUGACUAAGGAACUUGCUCGGCAACUAAUUCACGAUGCCUUUGUUUCUGCGGCUGAGCGUGACAUUAACACCGGCGAUGGUAUCCUUAUUCACACCAUCACCAAGGAUGGCAAGACAGAGGAAACUGUGAAACUGCGGAGGGAUUAAUGCACUGCUAGUGUUUGUUUUAUGAUCAUCAUAUUGCACCAGGAAUACUAAUUAUAAUGCCAAGAAGUGUUUGUCUCCUACAUAUUUAAACAAAGGAUUCAUGCUUACAAUAUUUGGAGAUUCAAAGCUUUGUCAAUGAUUUUUUCAAUAAAAAGUAUUUCAUUA